AGAUCUGAAAAAAAUGCUAGGUGGACUGUACGGAGAUCUUCCUCCGCCGUCAGAUGAUGACAAACCCAGCGGAAACUCCUCCUCCUCCGUCUGGUCCAGCAGUACCAAGAUGGCUCCACCGACACUCCGCAAGCCACCGGCUUUUGCUCUGACGCAAACAAUCCUCAGACCUCAAAACAAGCCCAAGCCCAAGCCUAUCCCCUCGCAGUACAAGCCUCCUCCUCCUUCUUCCUCCCCCCAGUCGAUCCUUACUGCAGCACCAUCGCAACCGGCAUUGGUUGGUGUGACCUCAUCGGUGAUUGAAGAGUACGAUCCAGCGAGACCCAACGACUACGAGGAGUACCGGAGGGAGAAGAAGAGGAAAGCCGUGGAAGCUGAGAUGAAGCGAGAGCUGGACAAGAGGAAGCGAGAAAGAGAUCGCGAUCAGCCUCCUCCUCCUCCUCCGCUGAACAUCUCCGGGGAGGAAGCGUGGAAGAGACGUGGUGGCGGCGGGAAGCGAAGAUCCUCCUCUCCUCCGCCGGAGACGUCUCCGAGUGGGCAGAUGACGGCAGCGGAGAGGAUGAUGGCGAAGAUGGGAUGGAAGCAAGGACAAGGGCUUGGCAAGUCAGAGCAAGGGAUCACCACGCCCUUUAGAGCUGGCGUCAUUGUGAAUGCUAGUGAGAAUAAGGUCAAGAGUGUCAGUAUCAGUGGAGAACCAACCAGAGUCUUGCUUCUUAGAAACAUGGUUGGACCAGGAGAAGUAGAUGAUGAGCUAGAAGAGGAAACAGUGACUCGUGUACUGAUAUUCGAGAUCACUGAAGCCAACUUCCCUACACACGAAGCAGUAAGAAUCUUUGUUCAGUUUUCAAGACCCGAGGAAACAACUAAAGCCCUUGUGGACCUGGAUGGGAGAUUCUUUGGAGGCAGGACCGUGCGUGCAACAUUCUACGAUGAAGUGAAAUUCAGCAAGAACGAGUUGGCUCCAGUACCGGGUGAAAUCCCUGGCUAUUAAAUUAACGAACUCUCUCAAGAAAAGCAGGGAAGAAGAAGAAGACACUUCUUGUUCUCUGCAAGAAUCUUUGAUAGAAUAAAGAUUGAUGUUUUUCUAGUAUUAUUUGUAAAAGUUCACUUGAGAUCAAGAAGGUGUUCCCUUUCUCAUUCAAACACCGUUUCCCCGAUUAUUACUAGAUUGCU
Molecule: messenger RNA, 1173 nt
Organism: Brassica oleracea var. oleracea
Lineage: Eukaryota; Viridiplantae; Streptophyta; Magnoliopsida; Brassicales; Brassicaceae
Product: DNA-damage-repair/toleration protein DRT111, chloroplastic
Biological process (GO): mRNA cis splicing, via spliceosome
Cellular component (GO): precatalytic spliceosome
Molecular function (GO): nucleic acid binding
Source: RefSeq, a predicted model, not a curated record